Molecule: messenger RNA, 990 nt
Organism: Trypanosoma cruzi
Lineage: Eukaryota; Euglenozoa; Kinetoplastea; Trypanosomatida; Trypanosomatidae
Product: myosin heavy chain kinase A, putative
Exons: 1
Coding region: 1-990 (329 amino acids)
Biological process (GO): protein phosphorylation
Molecular function (GO): ATP binding; protein serine/threonine kinase activity
Source: RefSeq, a predicted model, not a curated record
AUGAUAGCCAGGAUGCCCGAAAGGCUAGUGGGCGCUAGAAAGGAUAACAGCCCCUGCAUCUGUGGAGCCGUAAAGUAUGUGUUUAGCUUUCGGCGGAUGGAGUGGGUGGCGACAAGUACCAACGUGAGGGUUUUGACGCCACUGAAGGCAGCCGCCAAGGGUGGCAUGCGUGUCUGCUAUGAUGUGGAGGAGGUGGAGGAGGACGGUAGCAGGACCCCAUGCGUUGCGAAGCUUUUUCUAAGAAAUAUAUCCGACGUGGUUGAAAAGGACUACUUCAGUGAAGGGGAAGCGCAGUGCAUGUGUGAGCAGUUUGCAAAUAAUUUUAAUAAAGCCACAUUUACAGGCAUCGAGAGGCCACAUGUUUCCUUCUUGCAGUGCCAAGUGCUGCGAAUCCCGAAGCAAAACAUUCCGGCGGAGCAUCGAGAUGCGCAGCAUGGUUUUUUCUCCUACAAGACAACCGACACGAGGGAGGUCAUGUUCGUCAUGGAGCCCAGGCUGCAUGGCCAUUUUACAAAGUACAACAGCAACUUUGGCGAGACUUACGAGGGCGACAAGCACUUUAAAACACCUUCACAGAUUCAACAGCGGACACGCAUGUUUCUUAUUGCAGAAGCCUUUUCUCACUUCACUCUUGCCGAGAGCGGCGGCUCCAUGUUGUUGUGUGACCUUCAGGGCGUCAAUGAUCUCUUCACGGACCCACAAAUCCAUACCGAAGACGGCAAAGGGCUGGGUCUGGGCAACAUGGGGCACGAGGGCAUCGAAAAGUAUGUAUUGCGGCAUGAAUGCAAUGAAUUUUGUCGGGCUCUUGCACUGAAGCCGCUGGAUGGGAUUCGUCCACCGAAUGGCAAGGAGUCACGGACGAACAACUUCUACGUGCGUCUGAGGGCUCAACUGCAACAGGACAUGGUGCCCCUCUCCAAACCCAUUGGGGAGAUGACAGAAGAGGAACAGAUUGCCCACGCCAUCAGGCUAUCGCAGAUUUCCCACUAG